Messenger RNA from Bursaphelenchus xylophilus (pine wood nematode), 504 nucleotides. NCBI's taxonomy places the organism in Eukaryota, Metazoa, Nematoda, Chromadorea, Rhabditida, Aphelenchoididae. The record is from the annotation of a GenBank genome assembly.
AUGCCACGAAAGAUUAUUCUCCAAUCCAACGACAACGAAGACUUUGAGGUGGAUCGCGAUGUGAUCCGUCUCUCCAACACGUUGAACACCAUGUUCCAAGAUCUUGGAAUGGAUGAUCCGGAAAGCGCCGAUUCGCUGAACGAGCCAAUUCCUUUAGCCAAUGUGAAUGGAACCAUCUUGAGGAAGGUAAUCCAAUGGUGUCAAUACCACAAGGACGAUCCUCCUACUCAAGUGGAUUCUGACCGUAAAGAAAGAAGAACCGAUGACAUCUCCAGCUGGGACGUUGAGUUCUUGAAAGUCGAUCAAGGAACCUUAUUUGAACUGAUCUUGGCCGCCAACUACUUGGAUGUGCAUGGGCUCUUGGAUGUAGCAUGCAAGACUGUUGCCAACAUGAUUAAAGGAAAGAGCCCCGAAGAGAUCCGUCGCACCUUCAACAUCAAGAACGACUUUACUCCCGAGGAAGAGGAACAAAUCAGAAAGGAAAACGCCUGGUGCGACGACUAA